Aspergillus luchuensis is the source of this 522-nucleotide messenger RNA. RefSeq lists its product as uncharacterized. The transcript has 2 exons. The record is from RefSeq and is a predicted model, not a curated record. The coding region runs from base 1 to 522 and encodes 173 amino acids. NCBI's taxonomy places the organism in Eukaryota, Fungi, Ascomycota, Eurotiomycetes, Eurotiales, Aspergillaceae.
AUGGAUACGAGCGACAAGGGCCCACAGGCCCAACUAUCGCAUAUCUAUUGCGAUCUACUAGCACAGGCAUAUAGCAAUCAGUGCAACAGAGUCAAUUUCAAGUACUGGGGCUUGAACCCCACCAAUCCCUACACCGUGCUGGAGACGAGCGUGCGACAGGAGCUGAACGAACUCGUCGAAGACUUGAAUAGAGUCAUCCAGAAUGCGAUCAUCGAUGCCAACAAUCGCCGCGGAUCGAUGGACAUCGCCUACGCGGACGUGGAUGCCCGUUUUGAGGGCCACCGUUGGUGUGAAGGCGGGGUGGAAGAGCCUGAUGCCACAUACCCCAGCACCUUCUUCUUCCUGAGCGGCUGGUCGGACAUAACUGAGGAAGGCGCCAUCCAGCAGGCCUCUUCUUCGGACGACGAAAGCGACUAUAUCAGCAGCCUGCAGGGACAGACGACCCUGACGCUGCCUGCAACGUGCCUGCCCAAUCGGGUACUGCUCUCUCCUUUCUUCUACCUAUUUAGAAAGUAUCCUUAG